AUGGCGGACAGCGCGAGUGAGAGCGAUACGGACUCGACAAAAUUAACAUCUCCAGGCCAACUGGAGCAGCUUCGUAGCCGAGUUGCUUCGCUAGAACAGCAAAAUAGGGUGUUAAAGAUAGAAGUGGAAACGUAUAAGCUAAAAUGCAAGGCAUUACAAGAAGAUAACCGAGAAUUAAGGAUGGUUAGCGUGUCCAUUCAAGCACGUGCUGAGCAGGAAGAAGAAUUCAUCAGCAAUACACUUUUGAAGAAGAUUCAAACACUGAAGAAAGAAAAAGAGAAGUUAGCUGUAAAUUAUGAACAAGAAGAAGAGUUCCUCACAAAUGACUUGUCAAGAAAACUCAUGCAGCUUCGUCAGGAGAAAGUGCAGCUAGAACAGACACUGGAACAAGAACAAGAAUUUCAAGUUAAUAAACUAAUGAGGAAAAUAGAUAAACUGGAAAAUGACAUCACUGGAAAACAGCAUUCUCUUGAACAGUUGAGAAGGGAGAAGGUUGAUUUGGAGAACACAUUGGAGCAGGAACAAGAAGCAUUAUUGAACAGGUUAUGGAAAAGAAUGGAUAGAUUAGAAGCAGAAAAAAGGAUGUUACAAGAAAGAUUGGAUCAACCAAUUUCUGGUCCCCCAUCUCCUCGCGAUAUCAAGAAUGGUGAUAAUACAGAGGUGCUCACAGUACAUGUUCAACAACUUCGCAGUGAAGUUCACAGACUCAAGAAAUUAUUGGCUGCUGCUCAGCAAGAACAUACCGACAAGAUGAACCACUAUGCCAUGGAGGAAAAACAAAUUAAAGAAGAGAAUCUUCGUUUACAAAGAAAACUACUUAUGGAGAUGGAGAGGCGAGAAGCUCUAGGACGACAGCUUUCAGAGAGUGAAUCCAGCCUUGAAAUGGAUGAUGAAAGACACUUUAAUGAAAUGGCGUCACAUGGAAGUCUUCGUCCAAGGACUGUCUCAAGCCCUAUACCAUAUUCUCCAUCUUCAAGUAGACCAAUGUCACCAGGUCACCAUAGCAGUAGCAUACCGUUUACCCCUCCAUCACCUCUGAGUAGUCGUUGUUCUUCAUGUGGAAGUACAUCAUUCUGGUCAACACCAUCUGCUUUGCCCAGUACCUCUCCCCCACCUUUCUCACAUAUGAGAGCAAGAGUUGUGACAAGUCCAGAUAAAUUUGUGAAACCAACCUCUCCAAAUUCAUAGACAGUGGUGAGCUGUACAAGACCACCCAUGUCAGCAAAGCAGUCUUCUCUUCAUACAGAAUAGAGAAAGACAACUAUGGACUGAAUCAAAUGGACUAGUGUUAUAAAUAUUGCUUUUGAAUUGUAUCGACCAUUGUGUUUUCGCAAGUAAGUUGCUGUUAAAUUGAAAGCCAUUUGAUGUGAGCAAUUUUCUGAUCGGGGAAUCUUGCACAUCUUAUCCUAAGCUUGCUUGGUCAAAGUAUCAUAACUGGCUUUAAUUAACAACUUGCACCAUUGAGUGUAUUUAGAUAACAGAAAGUUGCAUAACAAGUUGUAGUGGGAGCUGUUUUAUAGUUUAGUACAAGAAGACACUGAAAUAUGAACUGAUAUGAUAUAUUAUGAGAUGUUUGAGGGUGGGUUGAAAUCUCUGACUUCUUAAAGGCAAAACCGUCCCUGGGAUACUGCUUGUAUUUAUUUGCCAAAAAGUCAGGUUAAGGUCUUAAAGUGUCCUGAAACUAAUAAAAGGAAUUCGAAUGCCAAUCUGUAUGUAGGAUAGCCACACUAAAUGCAUUCUAUUGUAUUUUCUUGAUCAUUAUGGGUGCUCAAAACACUAGGGCUAAUUCAAAUUGUAGUGUAGUGUAUUUUCCACCGACUCGUCUGUUCUUCCGCAAACCACAAUUUUAUAUUAAGGAAAAAACGUUAAUUUUUUUUUAUUGUGCCAACAAUUUGUGUAGUCAGAUUGGAGGGGAUUGAGUUUAAUUGUUUUGAUCUUCCCUGCCAAGCUUGCCCAAGGCAUGUAUAUCUUGCUAAUCAAAGAUAUACCUCUAGGGAGAUAAAUGCAUGUACAUGGUGGUCAAAACCACAUUUCAAUAUUUAAAAAAAUGAUUUUGUAAUUAAUCUUGCCAACUUGUUAGAGUUUGUUGCCUCACUUAUUGUCACUUGCACUUUUUGCCCAAAUUGAUGUAAUUAUCAAUGGAAGUCUUUGAUAAAUUUUCUAAGAACUUAAAUUCCUUGAAAUCUUCAGGAGCAAAUAUGCCAUAGAAAAGUGAGAUUUUAAGUUGUGUAAUACUCUGUUAUCUUAAAGAUCUUCUUAAAAUGUUCAUCACCAGUCUCACUCGCCAACUCGCAUGUACUACAGAUCAGUGGUAAUAUGCCAACAUCAGCGGUUUAAGUUUGCUAAUUGUACAUGAAAUGAACUAUACAUUCCACUUUAUACUGUUGAAGUUUGUUUUGUAUACAGC
Messenger RNA from Saccoglossus kowalevskii, 2407 nucleotides. Its product is annotated as coiled-coil domain-containing protein 6-like. Lineage: Eukaryota; Metazoa; Hemichordata; Enteropneusta; Harrimaniidae. The record is from RefSeq and is a predicted model, not a curated record.